Messenger RNA from Penicillium alfredii, 2208 nucleotides. RefSeq names its product ankyrin repeat domain-containing DHHC palmitoyltransferase family protein. Gene Ontology annotation, cellular component: Golgi membrane. Gene Ontology annotation, biological process: protein palmitoylation. Lineage: Eukaryota; Fungi; Ascomycota; Eurotiomycetes; Eurotiales; Aspergillaceae. The record is from RefSeq and is a predicted model, not a curated record. Bases 1 to 2208 code for a protein of 735 amino acids. The transcript is spliced from 6 exons. Gene Ontology annotation, molecular function: palmitoyltransferase activity; protein binding.
AUGUCCUCCAAACCUUCUACGGAAACCCAGGGCAAUAGUCCUGGCCAGAAUUCAGGUUCGAAUUCUCUCUCGAACGGCAAAGACACGCCCGCACCGAAUACCGAAGUUGAGAUGAAAGGCUUGCGACCCGAUGGAACAAAGGGCUCAGUUCCCCUGGCGGAAGAUAUCAUGCAGCUGGCUCGUAUGGGGGAGAUUGGUGCGAUGCAGAGCCUGUUCACAGCCAAGAAAUUCACCGCGAACCAUCGGGAUGAGGAAGGGAUUACUCCGUUGCAUUGGGCCGCGAUCAACAAUCAAUAUGCUAUGUGCAGGUUUCUCGUGGACUCGGGAGCCGACGUAAACGCCAAGGGAGGAGAGUCGGUAGCCACGCCGGCGAUGUGGGCUGCUCAACGGUGCCACUACUAUAUCGUCCAUCUCCUACUCCAGCGCGGUGCGGAUCCGCUCCUGACCGAUGUGCAAGGAUACAACAUCCUCCACCUCGCGACGAUCGAUGGCAAUGCAUUCCUUCUCACCCUACUGCUGCACCAGGAGAUCCCGGUGGAUACGGUUGACCAGCAAGGCCACACGGGUCUGAUGUGGGCAGCCUAUAAGGGAUAUCCGGUCUGUGUGGACCUGUUUCUGCGCUGGGGUGCCAAUGCAAAUGCGGUGGACGAAGGUGGGUUGUCGCCGCUUCAUUGGGCGCUUGUCAAGGGGUCAUUGCCAUGUGUCUUGAAAUUGCUCGAGUAUGGCGCGGACCGGUUUACAAAGACGAGGGACGGCAAGUCCCCGACGAUGGUGGCGCAGGAAAUGAACACGCUACGGAUUUGGUAUCGCGCGCUCAAUGAGCGUGGGUAUGAACCAGACGGUAGCCAGAAGGUCAUGUCCUACGGUCUGUCGGCAUACGUGCGCAACAAGAGUGUCAUGGCCAAGUUCUUCUUCCUCUGGCCUUUCCUGACAGUUCUGCUUGCUAUCUGGAUCUUGAGCAACACGGUCAUCUUCUUCGGUAUUCCAUUGGUGCUCGUGGCGCUGUUCGGUAUGCAGUGGACUGCACAGCAGUUUGCCAACCGUGGGCCAUCUGAAUAUCGAAUUCUUCAAAAGACGCCGUAUUUGGCCGGUGUGUUUGCAGGGUCCUUGUUCUGGGUUGGCGUUCGUUAUGCCUUCAAUGUGCUGCCAGGUCGGUGGACCUAUAACUCGUCACCGGUCCUCAACAUCUUGUUUGCGGUCUUCUUUUGCCUGACGACGUAUUUCUACAUCUAUGCCAUGGUUGAAGAUCCCGGGUACGUUCCGAAACUCAGCAGUCGGAACCAGCAGAGAGAAGUCGUCAACCAGCUUUUCGAGCAGUGGAGAUUCGAUGAAGAGAAUUUCUGCAUCCCCUGCAUGACAAGGAAGCCACUCCGGAGCAAGCACUGCCGGCGUUGCGGCCGUUGUGUUGCAAAACACGACCACCAUUGUCCCUGGAUUGACAACUGUGUCGGGGCGAACAACAUCCGCCACUUUGUGCUCUAUAUUCUGUGUCUCGAAGUUGGCAUCAUCUUGUUUGUGCAGUUAACCAUCCGCUAUAUCAAUAACCUCCCAGCACUCAAGAAUGCUCAGUGCAACAUCAUCAAUGACACGCUGUGUGACUAUGUGUCUCGCGACACUUUCACCUUGACCCUUAACAUUUGGAUUACGCUGCAGUUAGUCUGGGUGACGAUGCUUUGCGCGGUUCAGCUGGUCCAGAUUUCCCGCAACCAGACGACGUACGAGAAUAUGCGCGGCCAUUCGAUCGACCGAUCAUACCCGAGCACUCAAGCCUUCGCAUCGGCCAUGACCGCGGGGACAACUUCGAUGGAUGCUGCCGGUCUUUCGGCUGCCGGGCAGGGACCCAACCCAGCCGCUGCGCGCCCAGAUGCCCCUCGGCGGAGACAUGGAUGUCUUCAACAGUGGUCAUCACUUCUGGGUAUCGAUACUUUCUUCGCCACCGCCCGGGACGGACUCCGCGAUGGGCCGCGUGCCGUGCGGUCCCGAAACGUCUUCUCUCGUGGUGUGAUGAGCAAUUGUCGUGACUUCUGGUGCGAUCCGGCCCCGUACUUUGGAAAACGUGAGACUGGCUCUGCCAUGCUCGGGGGCGAAGUGGUGAACUAUCAUGACAUGUACGAGAUUCCGCUGCGCAUGCGUACUGGGGGCGGUCGCUCUGGCGACGGGCCGGCUUACCGAAGUGUUGCGGGCGAAGAUCCCGAACACAUGGUUUGA